GACUGACGACACCCUUGGAUGUGGCGAAAACUAGGAUCAUGCUGUCGUUUCGAGUGAAUCAAGAGUCUGAGGGAAUCGUGCCGGUCCUACGGGACAUCUGGCAGGUUCACGGCCUGCGAGGGAUUUUCUCUGGCUUUUCGCCUCGUGUGUUCGACUUUGAUCGGUCAUACGGUGAUCUGCCUCGAACGUUUGACGAGGUCAUUACCCAGGCGCGCCAAGCUGAAGAAACUCAAGAAAUCUUCCGUUUGCAUGAUGACGAUAACAUUUGGAUUUGGUGUUUCGAAAUGACCGUGCCCCGAGUUAUGAUUAUGUCGUUGCGGUCGUUUUGGAUGACCAGCUCAUGCGCAGCCAAGAGACCCCUCAUUCGGCAGCCGAUAGCGGUUAUCGAAGAGCAUGACACGGACGACAUCGGUCCAUCCAACAGACGUACUCGAAUGCAAUCGAAGACCCGAAAAGCAGCCUUUUUGGAUUCAGACACGAUGUUCGAUCAGGCAGGUGCUGACGCUAUUCGACAUCAGCAACGGAAAGCUGAAAAGACUCGUAAAAAGACUUCCCGAGGAUUUGAUCAAAAUGAAGAUUUACGGAAAGGUCUGGAGUUCGUCAGUGGAUUCUAUUCUAUUUCGUGGUCAUCAGAAGCAGAUGUCGAAGGAAAACUGCUAUGGCAGCUGAUGACCCAUCUGCAUUCGAAGAAAGGUCGUCGUGCUCUCGGAAAACUUCUUCUCGAAGGUGUUCGACUUGUUUCUGAAGCCCUGAUCUGUGGAUUAAAUCUGAAUUCCGUAUACUUCUGCGAUCCAAAAAUACUAGGCCAAUUGCCGGCGAACUUCGACCGCUCCAAGUGUUUUAAAAUUAGUGGCGAAAGAAUGAGUGCUUGGUCCGUAAUGGACACACCACCUGGAGUACUCGGUGUUUUCGAUAAACCAGACAAUGACUUCGUUGCUGAACUUCAGGAACAGAAAAUUCCUUUAAUUUUGAUAUGCGACAAUAUAAGAGAACCUGGGAAUAUUGGAUCGGUUAUUCGAUCGUUUGCCGGAAUAGGUUGUGAGAAGAUCCUGAUGACCAAAGGUAAAUACAUGGAAUUUCGUCAUUUCAUUUUAACAUUUAGAACAGGGAUCCAGCUAUGGUUUUGUGUGUGUAGAGCAAGCAUGAACAAACUGCAGUGAUU
Messenger RNA from Soboliphyme baturini, 1162 nucleotides. The record is from the annotation of a GenBank genome assembly. Lineage: Eukaryota; Metazoa; Nematoda; Enoplea; Dioctophymatida; Soboliphymatidae.